UAUUGGUAGUUUAGAAAUACACGAGUCUUGUGUAAUAUUAAGAGGGGCUUUAACCUAUACAUUGUUAAGACUUGUACUAACAAGGUUCCAAGCGGAGAAAAUCAGAUUACUUAUCUGUGUCACUGCUUUGCCACUGACCCUGACAGUUUAGUGGUGAUUUAUUAUUUCUGGCAUGCCUUCCAGACCUGUUAGCAGAAUGCUCCAAGCAGAACAACCCUGAAGUUUUUAGGAGUCCCUAGAGAACUGCACUGAAAGCCAUUUCCUCCAUCCGUAUCAUGUAUCAGUCACAGCAUGGAGAAACACUUUCAGAGCAAUGCUAUCUAACUUGCUCCUUUCUUUUAAUGCAGUUAUUUCUUCAACAUGACAUUCAAGUCUGUGCUUUGCCUUUCACCAUGACACGUGGGCCAACCUCACAUCUGUCCUGCAGCAUUCUGGGCUUGACUUGGCAGGUUUCUGCUGAGCAUGCUUGUUCAGUGUUUGCUUCGUAAUCAAACCUGUGGGUAGCAGAACUGUUCUUUACAGAAGAACUAUGCAUGUGCUUAAAAGGUUUAUAAGAGAGCUGGUGUCCCUGUAUCCAAUACACUUCAUCUCUGAAGCCUGGGCUGUUGGUCUGACUUGGAAUAAGGACACAUUCAUUCCAAACUUAAAGAUGGAUUCUCCCAAAGAACCUGCGCCUACAGGAGAGUUCAAGUGUCAGCUAUGUGGCUUAACAGCUCCAUACACAUACUAUGGGCAGAAGCCACCCAACACACACUCUAUUGUGAUUUUGGAAGACAGUUAUGUCAUGAAGGACCCUUUCACCCCCGACAAAGAGAAAUUCCUCAUCCUUGGGUCUCUGUGCAGUUUGUGUAGAAGAAGUGUGUGUGUUGGUGCAGAAUGUAGUCUGUUCUACACUAAAAGGUUCUGCCUCCCCUGUGUGAAUGAAAACUUACAGGCUUUUCCUUUGGAAAUACAAGAAGAUAUGGAUAAAAGGAAGCCCCAGUCAAAGUCUAAGAAAAAAAUGGAUUCAAGAACAUAAAUACUGAAAGACCAAGAAAGAGAGACAGUUCUUCGGCUGAGCUUUCUCCUCUCUCCUUUUUAAGACUAUCAUGUUGCUCCUUUUGAAGUAGUGACCUUCAUUAACUCACUGCUACAGAACACAGCUACACAUUUCCCACUGGCUUGGCUUCAAGCAUCACCGUGCAGCAAUUGCAGCACCAGCAGAAUGGCCUUAGGGUGCUGGAAAAGCAGAAGGAAUGUCAGAAAGGCCUGUUUGUUGCCUGAUCAAAUGCAUGUAGUAAAAAACCGAACAGCGUUAAAGCAUAGGAACUGUAUCCCAGUUUCCCAUUUGCUGUUUUAAUGUUUUGUAUGGUUCUUGAUAAUCCUACAGUGUUAUGAAAAAUCUGAGAGAUUUAUCUGACUGAAUUCACUAUACCUCCAAGAAUGUAAGUAGCAAUUGUUAACCUGCCAUUGUUAGCUUGGUAAGAUUACAGUGAGGAAGGAAGUCAGAGCUUUAUUUUUAGGUCCAAAAUGAAACUGGUGGGACAAAACGUCAUAGAUAGCCACAGAAAUAUCUAAAUUCAAAAUUCCUGUAUCAGUACUAUCACAGAAAGUACAUGCUUUUAUAAUGGCAACAUUUAAAUUUUUUAAAAUAAUAAUUUUUAAAGGAUACAAAUCUGCAGUCACUUUGCACUCAGCUUUCCAGUCCUUCUCUGCACAGUGAUAGAAGAGGUUACUUUGUCUAGUUUAAUAUGGAAAUCCAGCUACUGAAGUCAAUUAUUUUCUGAAGCGGGCAAUUGAACAAUCAGGAUUUGAGAAACAUAGUUUUAGUAAAAAAUAUAUAUAUAAAAAAUUGCUAGGAGAAAAAGCAAUUUCUUUAGUCUGUAUAUUGGCAUCAUGAAUGUCUGUGUUGACUUUGCCUUAAUUACAACGAAGAUUUAUAUGCUAAUAUAGUCAAUCAGUCACACACCUUGAGGAUAUGUCCAGAGUGCUCCAUAAUCUCCGCAUUCAUGCUUUUAUUUUAUUAUUAAAAAUAUUUUAUUUAUUUUUUAUUCAUGCUUUUUUGGUCACUGGUUCAGAACCAGUAUCAAUGCCUCGGUUAACAUUGCUCCUUUUCUCUACUCUUUCAGCUUUAUCAUUUGUUUUAUACUUACGCAGUACUUUUAGGAGGAUCAGCCUCCUAAUGUAUCUGCUAGAAGAAAUCAACAUAAUUUUGAUGAGUUAUUUUAUGUUAUUUAAGACUUUCUAAUGUCCUGGAAUCUUUCACUGUGUUUUUUACUGAACCUCAUGUAUUGGUUUCUGCUGUUGGAGAGUAGAAUUUCUUGCAGUUACUAGAGGAGCAAUCAUGGAUAUAUUACAGCCUUUUUCAAGCUCUACUUGCACUUGAGAAUGAAAUGCAUAGAUCUCUUUAAUUGCCUAAAAAAAUACUUGUUAGAACUCAACAUUUCAGAUUCCUUCCUGCAGUAAUAAGAGGUUACUCUUUCAAAUAAAGUGAUGUGCAUCUUGCUUAAAA
Messenger RNA from Lagopus leucura (white-tailed ptarmigan), 2491 nucleotides. It is a transcript of the gene CDPF1, whose product is annotated as cysteine rich DPF motif domain containing 1. The record is from RefSeq and is a predicted model, not a curated record. The coding region runs from base 530 to 1018 and encodes 162 amino acids. The transcript has 5 exons. NCBI's taxonomy places the organism in Eukaryota, Metazoa, Chordata, Aves, Galliformes, Phasianidae.